This is a messenger RNA of Anolis sagrei ordinatus, 1566 nucleotides long. It is a transcript of the gene ST8SIA1, whose product is annotated as ST8 alpha-N-acetyl-neuraminide alpha-2,8-sialyltransferase 1. The record is from RefSeq and is a predicted model, not a curated record. Gene Ontology annotation, biological process: N-glycan processing; oligosaccharide metabolic process. NCBI's taxonomy places the organism in Eukaryota, Metazoa, Chordata, Lepidosauria, Squamata, Anolidae. Gene Ontology annotation, molecular function: alpha-N-acetylneuraminate alpha-2,8-sialyltransferase activity.
AAGGAAGGAAGGAAGGAAGGAAGGAGAGACCCAGGGCGCAUUGUGGGGAUCCCCCGACCCAUCGGCUCCUCCUCCUCCCGCUCUUCCCUCUCUUCUCCUCCUUCCUCCCCCUCCUCUUCCUCGCCGGCGCCGUUUUCAAGGAAGGAAGGGAGGAAGGCAGAGAGAGAGAGUGAAGAGGAGAGGAAGAAGGCGCUUGGAUGGGGGGCCCGGGCCAGUGCUGGAGGAGGAGAAGGAAAGGGAGAUGAGGCUGCCGGUCUCCUCCUCUUCAUCCUCUUCUCCUCCCUCUCCCUCCUCUUCCUCCUCCUCCUCGGUGGGGAGCCGAAGGCGGCGGAUGGCGGCGGCGGCCUCGGCGGGCUGCGGCUUCUUGCUCUGCUGCAGAGGGCCCCGCACUCGCUUGCCGGUGGGCGCCGGCGCCUUGGGCUUCUUCUUUGUCCUCUGCUGGCUCUACGUCUUCCCCGUCUACCGCCUGCCCGGAGAGAAGGAGAUCGUGCGCGGAGUCAAGCUCCAGCAGAAGGGCCGAGCCUGGCGGAGGGACCCCCACGCCGCCAUCGCCUUCAGGAAACUGCUAAAAGAGUGCUGUGACCCUGGUCAGCUCUUUGCAAUGACAAAGGAGAACUCUCCGGUGGGAAAGAACCUCUGGUAUGACGGUGAAUUUCUGUACUCCUUCACCAUUGACAAUGAAACUUUCUCACUUUUCCCAAAGGCAACUCCUUUCCAGCUGCCCCUGAAAAAAUGCUCUGUGGUUGGGAACGGUGGGAUUUUGAAGAAGAGUAACUGUGGCAGACAAAUAGAUCAAGCGGACUUUGUCAUGCGAUGCAACCUUCCUCCCCUCACCAGUGAGUACAGCAAAGAUGUUGGGUCCAAAACUCAGCUGGUAACCGCAAAUCCUAGCAUCAUUAAGAAAAGGUUCCAGAAUCUUCUUUGGUCCCGGAAAGCGUUUGUAGACAGUGUCAAAGUCUACAACCAGAGCUACAUAUAUAUGCCAGCCUUUUCCAUGAAAGCGGGGACAGAGCCCUCUCUCCGGGUCUAUUAUACUCUAGCGGACGUUGGUGCCAAGCAAACGGUGAUCUUUGCCAACCCAAACUUCCUGCGUGACAUUGGAAAGUUUUGGAAGAGCAAAGGCAUUCACGGGAAGCGUUUGUCAACGGGCCUCUUCCUGGUCAGCGCAGCCUUGGGUAUGUGCGAAGAGGUAACCAUUUAUGGUUUUUGGCCUUUCUCGAUGGACCUGCAUGGAAACUUCAUCAGUCAUCAUUAUUACGACAACGUCUUGCCCGAUUCAGGCUUCCAUGCCAUGCCGGAGGAAUUUCUACAACUGUGGUUCCUCCACAAAAGCGGGGUAUUGCGAAUGCAGCUGGAACGCUGUGAAGACUCUCUAUUCCAUCCUGCAUCUUGAGAACUUCAGAGAAGGUCUGAAGGAGCUUGUUUCUUUCAUGUGAUACGGGGGGCAGAAAAACCCAAUCUGGAAGAGGAGAUGGAGAAAGAAAUAGCCAAACCCAGAGUUGCAUGUCCAGUACGAAAAUUGUGCCAUUGACAACUUGAAGGUUCAUUGAAGAAUUAAAGAGUCCU